Molecule: messenger RNA, 1476 nt
Organism: Pezoporus flaviventris
Lineage: Eukaryota; Metazoa; Chordata; Aves; Psittaciformes; Psittacidae
Gene: IL20RB
Product: interleukin 20 receptor subunit beta
Exons: 8
Coding region: 1-1035 (344 amino acids)
Molecular function (GO): interleukin-20 binding
Source: RefSeq, a predicted model, not a curated record
AUGACUGUGGGAGAAUCCGACAAGUCUGAGCAAAAUGUUACUAAAUCUCAUCUGCUUCUUCCUCUGCACUCUGAUUGCAUCAAAUUUCACAGUCUGAGCAAAAUGUUACUAAAUCUCAUCUGCUUCUUCCUCUGCACUCUGAUUGCAUCAAAUUUCACGGGAAUUUUAGGUGAAGAUGCUUUGCUGCCAGCACCUCAGAAUAUCUCUAUUCUUUCUACCAACAUGAAACAUUUCUUAUCUUGGAGUCCUGUGAUUGUCCAGGGAGAAACUGUGAGAUACUCUGUUGAGUUUCAGGGGGAGUACGAACGAGAUUAUGCAGAUGAGAGCUGGAUUCCCAUCUGUGAAUGUUCACUCACCACAGCCACGGUGUGCAACAUCACAGAGGAUAUCUCAGCCACUGUGGCCUAUAACCUGCGUGUAAGGGCAGACAUUGGCACUAGAAGAUCAGAGUGGGGCACCCUGAAAGGUUUCUUCAAUCGCAUCACAACUUCCCUGACCCCACCUCUGAUGAAGGUCAUAGCAGAUGGCUAUCAUUUAUUAGUGGAGCUGGAAGACAUGGGGCCAGCCUUUCAGUUCUGUGUUCUCUAUUGGAAGAAGGGCCAAGAGAGUAGGAUGCAGCGGAAGAUGGUGAAGGAGGUCAGCUCUGUGGUUCACCUGGACACCAUGGAGGAAGGACCUGAUUACUGUGUAAAAGCUCAGACAUAUGUUGAGGCGAUCAACAGAAGCAGCAGCUUCAGCCAGAUACAGUGUGUGAGGGCACAAGGUGGCACAUCCAUGUGGCUGGUCACUGCCCUCCUCAUAUCUGCUGGCUUUGCCGUGGCUGCUUUGACCCUGUCUUUCGUUACCUGGAAAACAAGCAAAAUCCUUCAGUAUUCCUGCUGCCCUGUUGCAGUCCUGCCAGACACACUGAAAGUAUCAGAACCCCCAACCCAGCUGAUACUGUGUGGCAGUGAAGAAGAUGAGCAAUGUGAUCUGAUGGUGCAUGUGAUACCCUCAGAAGAAGUUCUCCAACUGUGGAUUCAAGAAACACUUUAGAUCUCAUAAAAAAACAGCCUGUGGAAACAGAUCUUGUAAGCAGAGCCGGCAGAUGGUACCCCAGCCACUUUCCUCAGAGUGCCAAUGAGUAGCAUUUGUGUCUAAAACCUUUGUGCCUAAAAACUGCUGCAAACCAAGUGAUAUGAGUGUGUGGCCUGCUCUGUCCUUCUGUGUAGCAUCUUCAUCCAUCUGCAUAAAAAGCAAGUAAAGGUCACAGGUGACAACCACUGUCUUCUAUAGUUUAUCUUCAUUUCCAUGCCCACAACCAGAUACGAGUUAACUCACGUUCACUUCUGUCAGUUGCAUCGAUAGUUCCAGGGCAGAGACCACCCUUUGCCACCAGGAUUUCACCAGAGCAAUGAAUGCAGAGACCAGUCCCUUUGUUCCAAACCAUUACAGCCUCAUUAUUUUUGCCUUGAUAUUUUAAAAAGAAAUUAAGCA